Aspergillus melleus is the source of this 1530-nucleotide messenger RNA. RefSeq lists its product as uncharacterized. NCBI's taxonomy places the organism in Eukaryota, Fungi, Ascomycota, Eurotiomycetes, Eurotiales, Aspergillaceae. The transcript has a single exon. The record is from RefSeq and is a predicted model, not a curated record. Gene Ontology annotation, biological process: protein polyubiquitination. The coding region runs from base 1 to 1530 and encodes 509 amino acids.
AUGGGGUUGCUUCGGGAUUGGAGUUCCGCGCGGCAAAACAAGGUGAUCGCGCCGCUGGAUGAUGGAAGUGUCUGCAUUUGGGAUCUCAAUCAUUCACAUUCGAUCGGGUCGCAGAGUACUAAAGGCAAUAUUCUGGGUGUCAGCGAGCCGGGCAUCCUCAUGGCCGAUAUUUCCCGGAAGAAGCAGAAUUCCGCGGCAAAGCUGGCGCUGGAGUUUAUCAAUCUGGGCGAGUGUGUGAGUGUGGAUUCUAUGCGGCGCAGAGCGUAUUUGGCUGUCGGGAAUGUUCUCAAUGAAGUGGAUUUGGAGACGCUCCGGGUUGUCUCGCAGCAACGGUAUCCUUGGUCCGUGUUUGCUCUGUCCCAGGAGACGGAUUACUCGGUGCCGUUGACGUUGGCUACAACGCUGAGUAUGCACAUAUAUGAUGGCAGAAUGUCGGCAGUCGAGGAAGAAGAGGCCAUUCAUUCCCGGUGCGAAAAGUCAAAGCCGUCUCUCGUUCCCGAAUCCCAGCUCUUCGCGCCUCCAGACUCGCCGCUGCUUCAGCUCCAGCCAAACGGCCAACCCCCUCGUCGCAUACGAAGUCCGGAUCCGUCGGAGCCCGUCGACAAUUACGCGCCGCUAUUUCAGCCAGGCCCGCUUUCGCUUUUGCAUCCUCCAGCUCCGCAUCUGAAUUCUAUAUUCCUUGCAGGUCGUUUCCCGAGCAUACUACAAUAUGACAGGCGUUUCUUCCCUCGACUGCAGAGCACCAUUCAUUCUGGCGGUCGCUUGUGCGGGCUGGCUGCGGUUCCUGCGCCGCGAUUCCCCGUUGUUUCCGAUUCGUCAUGGCCAAGCUCACAUCAGGUCGUAGCCUGCGGAGAGUAUAAGGGUCGCGGUUCCCUGGAACUAUACAACUUGACCCCGUCCACCCGGAAUGUGGGAGAUGACCCAUCAGACUGGUCAUCUAAUAUGGCACUGGUGCACCAGAAUCGACAGAGCGCGGCCAGCUCGAAGGUGCUGUCCGUUGAAUCUCACGGCACGCGGAUUGUCUAUUCUGACGGAGACGGCAAUGUCAAAUGGACCGAGCGGGACGGCCGGUCCGAAAUCCGUCGUUUUAACAUCAACACGUACAAGCCGCGUGGGAAGCCCACACUGCCUUCUACCUCCAUUGACCAGGGACCUGAUUCUAUCAUGACAGAGCAGGACGACGGCGAGACCGGCGGCCUGUGGGGCAAUUCUCGCUCUCGCAGCGACGGGGAAGUGGCUCGCAAGAUACUUCCCACUGGAGGAAACCUGACAGGGGACGAGCUUCUCAUUUGGACGGGAGAGCGCAUCGGCCGGGCCAAGUUUUCCGACGUUCCUAUUACCGAGGAAGAGGAAGAGGAAGACGACGAAGACCUGAGUAUAGACGGAGAAAUGGACGACGCGACACGCGAGGAGGUGCGCAAGAAUAGACGCGAGCAUCGACGUCGAGAUGAAGAAUACUCCCGUAUGAUGCGCCGCGCGCUGGAACGACAGGCCGAUGAAGUACGGCGGACUGGCGGAAUGGGAUUGUAA